AAUGCAUGAUUCGUCCAGUUGCACUUUGACAUGCCAACUGUGUGUUUCCAGCGACGGGGAUUCACCAUUAAACUAAAGCAAUGCUUCGGUUCAGCUGAAUCGCAUGAAUUCAUGUUUCCAGGAUCUAUCUGAGAGUUUCUCCUAAUCUGUCCUCGGGUAAUCAUGAGUCGAAGCGAGCAUUCGUUGCAGGCGCUGUCCUGGAGACAGCUGUAUUUGAGUAGAGCCAAACUCAAAGCCUCCAGUCGCACAUCGGCUCUUUUAUCGGGCUUCGCAAUGGUGGCUAUGGUGGAAGUACAAUUGGAUACCACCCACGACUAUCCACCAGGACUCCUUAUCGCUUUCAGCGCUUGCACUACAGUCUUGGUGGCCGUCCACCUUUUCGCCCUCAUGGUGAGCACCUGCAUCCUGCCAAACAUCGAAGCAGUUAGCAAUGUGCACAACCUCAAUUCGGUGAAGGAGUCCCCUCAUGAGAGAAUGCAUCGCCACAUUGAGCUUGCCUGGGCCUUUUCUACUGUCAUUGGAACGUUGCUUUUCCUUGCCGAGGUGGUCUUGCUUUGCUGGGUCAAAUUUUUACCCAUUAAGCCUAAAGACCAGAAAAAUGGUACCAUCUCCGCUGGGGUGGCUGCUGCUAUCACAUCAACAUCCAUCAUGGUGCCUUUCGGCUUGGUUUUUAUCGUCUUCGCUGUGCAUUUCUAUCGCUCGCUGGUCAGCCAUAAAACUGACAGACAGUUUCAAGAGUUAGAAGAGUUGGAAGACUUACAAAAUGAACUGGACCAUAGAGGGGAAGUGUCCAACUUACAAUCUCCCAGUUCCCUUUACCCUUAACUUUAAGUUUGGGAAAGAGCAAUUGUUAAAGUGUAUAGUCUUAGGUUUGUCAUGUGUUUUUGUUUUUUAAACCACAGUAAGUAUUGAUCUAUUUGUUGCAUGUUGACACAGAAGUCUCCAGAUUUAUGUUCAAAAUUUGUAGUUUUAAGAGAAUUUUUAUCUAAUAACAGAUUCGACCGUGAAAGCAUGCACCGCAUGUUUUAUAAAUAUUUUGUCAUAUUUGCAUAGUUAUUUCAGUAUGGCCACUGUGCCAAUUUUGUUACUUAUUAGUAUUUCAUUUUCAUACAAGGCAAGCUACAUUCUUAAAAAUAUUUGCACACAAAGACCUUACAAGAAUACUGUUAAUAUUUUCAACACUGAUCAGAGAGUGUAUUUAAAUUUUUUUUGUAAAACUACAGGGGACAUUUUUAUGUCCACUUGACCAGAUCAUUUUUGAUUGUUGACUCUUUAAAUCAGGGCUUUGCUUUUGUACAGCUAAAUCAAAAUCAAACACUUGGUCUUAUUAGUACUGCAUGAUUUCUUAAUGAAUGCCACCUGAAUGAGCACAUCUCAACAGAAAUGAAGGCACUUUAUUUCGAGAUCAACAUGUUUGUCUCACCUUUUUUGUUAGUACUUGAAACAAUAUCCUAAUAAAAGGACCUCUAGUUAUUUUGAGAUAUGGAUACAAGUACUUGGCAGAAUUGAAUAUGCAGCAAACAAAAUGUUAUGUUUAUUAAUCAGAGGAGGCUACAUGGACUGUUUAAGCAUGAAGUUACAUCAUCAGCAUUAAUUCAAAGGGUACAGCUCCACAUAUUAACAUAUAUAAUAUUGCCUUUUACAUAAAAGUUCUAUAUUGCCAAAUACAGUUCAAUGAAAAUGUCCCCAGUUUGUGGAAUAUUAAUCAUGUUGUUGAGUCCGGUUCUGCAUCACUUUUUAAAUCUGUGCACAGCAUGUGCUGCAAUUUGAAACAACACAGUUUAAUACAAUUUUAUGAAAGUCUUAAUCAAAUAAAAUUCAACCAAGCACCAAACUUUA
Messenger RNA from Myxocyprinus asiaticus (Chinese sucker), 1839 nucleotides. RefSeq names its product calcium release-activated calcium channel protein 1. Gene Ontology annotation, molecular function: store-operated calcium channel activity. The coding region runs from base 163 to 825 and encodes 220 amino acids. Gene Ontology annotation, biological process: store-operated calcium entry. The record is from RefSeq and is a predicted model, not a curated record. NCBI's taxonomy places the organism in Eukaryota, Metazoa, Chordata, Actinopteri, Cypriniformes, Catostomidae. The transcript is spliced from 2 exons. Gene Ontology annotation, cellular component: membrane.